Molecule: messenger RNA, 2526 nt
Organism: Colletotrichum truncatum
Lineage: Eukaryota; Fungi; Ascomycota; Sordariomycetes; Glomerellales; Glomerellaceae
Product: checkpoint protein kinase
Biological process (GO): meiotic sister chromatid cohesion, centromeric; mitotic spindle assembly checkpoint signaling; protein phosphorylation
Cellular component (GO): nucleus
Molecular function (GO): ATP binding; protein kinase activity
Source: RefSeq, a predicted model, not a curated record
AUGUCGAAAUCUCAUAUCACACUUGUGCCUUCCAAGAAUCAGAUAGUAGUGAACCCAGCUAGUGGCAAGAGGGAGCGCAUCUUUGUCAAGCUAGAGGCCGUGUAUCCCACUCCCGAGGAGCCUGGAUCUGAAUUGGCUUUCGAGGAGAUCUGGGCCAUGAACCGGGGCUGGCUUGGGCGUAACUGGGAUGAUGAGCCGUUGACAGAGAACACUCAGCCCGAAGUGAUGAAUGUCGAACCCCCUGUUAUUGAUGACCUUGGCCAGAUGGUGCAGGAGAAGCUGGUGGUUCACACCGAAACAGUCAUGAUGGACGAAAACGGUGCCAUCAUGAAGGAGAAGAGCAAGAGUAAGAAGAAGAAGGUGAUGGAGGUCAACGAGACACAAAUAAUCAAAGCAAACCUGGAUUCGCCGUCUAGGCCCAAGUUGAAGAAGAGAAACACAGCCGAGCCAACAAUGACCAUCCACACCAGAGCUGCAACGGAUGAGAUUUACGAGAUUUUCAACCAGCCUCUUCAGUCUACCCCUCAAGAAGAGGAGGAGGAGGAGGAAGAGAGCGACGAAGACGAUGACUAUGAGUCGGACGGCGAUUAUACCGAAGCGGAGAGCACCAUGACCACUCGCCAAGUUGACAUGGGCGAUGACGCUGAUGAAGAUGACGAAGGUGACGACGCUGCGUCGGACGCCAAGAGCAUCAGCGAAUGGUCGGAUUUCUCAACUCGCAAGCACGUCCCAGAUGUUAGCGGGGAUGCCACUGAAGCUGAUGUUGACAACACUCAAGCCUCUGACCUGAUGGAUCCUAAUUAUGCCGAGCCUUCUGGCCCUGUCUUAGAUGAAAACACAAUCUCUCAAGAACCUAGGGACUCGGAAGGAGAGGAAGAGGAUGAAGAAGAUGAAGAAGACGACGACUACCUGCCCAGAACGAAGACAAUGUUUGUGCCGAUACCGCCUGAGGAUUAUGAGCCUAGGACACGGCCGUUUAGGGAUGCGGCCGAGAUUGCUAACAACCGACUUCCGUUCAUGACCCCGAUUACGGAGAGGACUGAGUCUUCCCUGGCGUUUACCGAACGCAAGGCGAAGUUUGAGACACCGAGCCGCGACUAUGCUGCGUCUACCAUUGACGAAGAAGAGGACGACAUGCAGGAGCCCGGCAGCAGUCCUCUGAGGGAAGUUUUGAGUGGGUUCAGUCCUGUCAAGAUCCCUCAGCCUCUUCUUAGCAAGCCAAAGGUUGCCUCCAAGCCGCCGCCUCAAAAGGGCCCUAUUAUCAAGGAGCUUCAGUGCAAUCCUGUUGAUGAUGCGGUCCGGGAAGAAAUUCUCUCCAACAUGCAGCCUCCUUUGACCUCUUACCCUGGCUUCUACGAUCACCGUGACGAGAAGUACGAGAAGGGCAACGAGAUCCGCAAGUUCGCCAAGGCCAUGUCAAAGGCAGCCAAGGGCGAGCGCACCAGCAACGCCUGUGCGAUGGUGACCGUUCAGUUUCCCGAUGUCUCAACCCAGUACGUCAUUAGGAAGGAGCUAGGUGCCGGUGCUUUUGCUCCCGUCUACCUCGUGGAGAACUCGACCGUCGAUGAGGAUGACGAGGAUGGGGUCGUGGCCAUGGGCAAGGGCGCGUUUGCCGUCAGCCACCGUUCAGCCUUGGAGGCGCUCAAGAUGGAACUUCCCCCGUCGCCGUGGGAGUUCCACAUGAUGCGCGUCGCUCAUAACCGUCUCGGUCCCCAGCACCGCGCGUCCGCCUCCAUUUCGUACGCGCAUGAAUUCCACCUGUACGAGGAUGAGGGCUUCCUUUUCCUCCCCUAUCACUCCCAUGGAAGUCUCCUUGAUGUUGUCAACUUCUUCCGCGCCGAGCCAUCUGCGGUUAUGGACGAGCAGCUGGCCAUGUUCUUCACCAUUGAGCUUUUCCGCACCGUUGAGGCUCUGCAUGCCCGCGGCGUCCUCCAUGGCGAUCUGAAGGUCGACAACUGCCUGCUCCGCCUGGACGGCAACGCCAACAGUCACCCGCUCGAGACGCAGUAUCGCGCUGACGGCUCCGGCGGCUGGGACACGAGGGGCGUGACGCUCAUCGACUUUGGUCGCGGCAUUGACAUGCGCAACUUCCAGGCCGAUGUGGCUUUCGUCGCGGACUGGAAGACCAGCGCGCAGGACUGUGCUGAGAUGCGCGAGGGUCGCCCGUGGACGUGGCAGAUUGACUACCAUGGCCUCGCCGGUAUCGUCUACUGCCUGCUGUUCGGCAAGUACAUCGAGACGGUCCGCUGCGACCAGGGAGGCAUCGGUCUUGCUGGACGCAAGUACCGUAUCCGCGAGAGUCUCAAGCGCUACUGGCAGACGGAGAUUUGGGGCGAGUGCUUCGACUUGCUGCUGAACCCCGGCUCCUUCGUUGCGGACGAGGAGGGCGGCAGUAUGCCUGUGCUCAAGAGCAUGCGGGGCGUCAGGGAGAAGAUGGAGGCCUGGUUGACGUCGAACUGCGAAAGGGGCGUCGGGCUGAAGAGUCUUAUGGGGAAGGUUGAGGCGUUUUCUAGAGGUAGAAAGUGA